ACUCGGAAUUUGCUCGAAAGCGGACCGCAAACACGGAGAAGCUCGAGUGGCAACUUUUUCUCAGUUACGUUAUUAAUAAGUAUUUAUGUGUGUUCAAAGCACCGUAAUUUGAGAACAUGAGCUUUAUUAAACACGUCGUGUGUGCGAUGUCUGGCGGCAUCGACAGCUCUGUGGCAGCCUUAUUGCUGAAGAAAAGAGGUUAUAAAGUUACUGGAGUUUUUAUGAAGAAUUGGGAUUUAACAGACGAGAGGGGCAUCUGCACUACAGACAAAGACUGCGAAGACGCCCAAAAGGUGUGCCAGAUCCUCGACGUCCCCUUCCAUCAAGUGUCCUACGUCAAAGAAUAUUGGCAUGACGUUUUCAGUAAUCUUCUGAAGGAAUAUGAAAAGGGCAGAACGCCAAAUCCAGACAUAGUCUGUAACAAGCACAUCAAAUUUAACCUUUUUCUCAACUACGCCAUGGACACGCUGGGUGCUGAUGCCAUGGCAACAGGCCACUAUGCCAGAACGUCACAAGAAGACGAAGAGGUUUUCAAACAGAAACGCACGGCGGGGCCCCCGACGCUCUUCAGAGACCGCUUUGAGAUCAGAAACCCAGUGAAGUUGUUGAAAGCAGCAGAUCACUUCAAGGACCAAACCUUCUUCCUAUGUCAGAUCUCCCAGGAUGCCUUGCGGCACACUAUUUUCCCACUUGCCGGGCUCACCAAAGACUUUGUCAGAAAAAUUGCAAGUGAAGCAGGACUUCACCACGUGUUGAAAAAAAAAGAGAGCAUGGGAAUCUGCUUCAUUGGAGAGAGGAAGUUUGAAAGCUUUAUUUUGGAGUAUUUGGAACCUAAAGUAGGGAACUUUGUCUCGGUUGAAGAUGGGACCAUCCUGGGAAAACACAAAGGCUGGUUCACGGUGACUCUGGGUCAGCGAGCGAGGAUCGGAGGUCAGAGAGACGCCUUGUUUGUGGUGGACAAAGACACCACCACUGGAGAUGUGUUUGUGGCUCCGACCACCAAUCACCCGGCUCUUUUUCGUGACACUUUGUGGACGGCCCGCUUCCACUGGAUAACACUGGACCCGCCUCCGGAGCUUGUCAGGACAAAAAUGAUGGACUGUCACUUCCGUUUCCUCCACCAGAUGUCGCUCGUCCCCUGCACUGUGACACUGAACAUGGACGGCUCAGUCUGGAUCUCACUGUCCCAACCCACCAGAGCUCUGACACCUGGACAGUUUGCCGUCCUCUACAAAGGAGACGAGUGUCUAGGCAGUGGGAAGAUCAUCCGACUGGGACCCAGUGAACACAUGCUGCAGCAGGGCUACGAAUGGUUAACAGGCGAGCAGCAGAACCCUGAACCCGUCAGCUGAUGUUACCUCACACAGAGGCCUAACUUUAAACUUUACACAAAAUCAAACCGGUGGAGAACCUCUAAAUCUUAGGUCUACUCAAGAACCCGAAAAUGGCAGGACUGGAGUAGUGAUCCAUGACGGGAUGACAAGAAGUGCGGUGUGACGAAACAACACUGUCCCAGCAUGCAGCUGGUCGGGAUCUCAUGAGAUGAAAAACAACCAUUUAACAGAAUUUUGGGACAACUUUGAAGACUCAGAGGAGGAAUUUCGGCGUACAACAAAUCCUUUGUCAAAGACUUGAUGGUUUUAUUAAAGACUGAACUGCACAGAUCAGUUUUUGAGCUGUUUGAUUGUUCUGUCAGUAUUCAGAUUUUUCCUCAUGUGUUUCAGUGACUUCAGAGUGUCAGUGAGUUGGUAUUUCAAAUACAAAUACUGCAGUUCUCUUGUGGGGUAAGAACCUUCGGCUGCUCCCUUGUUUUGCACUCGAGGUCGACAGCAAAUCCGAAGUGGAUCUGCAUGUUGAAUUGGCACAAGUUUUACGCCGGAUGUAAUGGAACAGAAAUGGGAUGUUUUCUAACCUCUUCAGUUCAGCUUUGAACAGUUUGUUGUUGCCAGUACACAAUCGCUAAAACAAAAUAAAGAAUCUAUAUUAGGUUCAUGUUCCUGGUGAUUGUUUUCGGUGAGUUGUGAUUAGGAUAAGUUAAAUCAGACCAAAUAGGGAACUA
Molecule: messenger RNA, 2059 nt
Organism: Thalassophryne amazonica
Lineage: Eukaryota; Metazoa; Chordata; Actinopteri; Batrachoidiformes; Batrachoididae
Gene: trmu
Product: tRNA 5-methylaminomethyl-2-thiouridylate methyltransferase
Exons: 11
Coding region: 117-1352 (411 amino acids)
Biological process (GO): tRNA wobble position uridine thiolation
Cellular component (GO): mitochondrion
Molecular function (GO): sulfurtransferase activity
Source: RefSeq, a predicted model, not a curated record